CCAGUCAGCCUCUUUUUCCCUCAACUGCCAACCCACUUUUCCAUCAACAAUCCAUCAACCCAUCACCAAACCCUCAACUACCAUCAUUUACAAUGGCUCGUACCAAGCAGACCGCUCGCAAGUCCACCGGUGGCAAGGCUCCCCGUAAGCAGCUCGCUUCCAAAGCUGCCCGCAAGAGCGCCCCUUCUACCGGAGGUGUCAAGAAGCCUCACCGCUACAAGCCCGGUACCGUCGCUCUUCGCGAAAUUCGUCGGUACCAGAAGUCGACCGAGCUUCUGAUCCGCAAGCUUCCCUUCCAGCGUCUGGUCCGUGAAAUUGCCCAGGACUUCAAGUCGGAUCUCCGCUUCCAGUCCUCUGCCAUCGGCGCUCUCCAGGAGUCCGUCGAGUCUUACCUCGUCUCCCUUUUCGAGGAUACCAACCUUUGCGCCAUCCAUGCCAAGCGCGUCACCAUUCAGUCCAAGGAUAUCCAGCUCGCCCGCCGCCUCCGCGGUGAGCGCAACUAAAGCUUUUCCGUCUUUUGGGAAUGGGGACAACAGGCGUUUAUACAUGAGUGCUUUUUUACGCAAGGGCUGUACAUUACACUCACGAUCAGGCAGCAGCUAAGGCGUAAUAGCUGCCUUGGGAAUUGCGAAAUAUUUUUUGAUCCAGUCAUUCGUCUACUUUAUUGUGCCACUUUUUCAUGUGCCAUGUCUUUGAGUUGUCGCGAUUUGGUUUGUG
This is a messenger RNA of Sodiomyces alkalinus F11, 717 nucleotides long. Its product is annotated as histone-fold-containing protein. Gene Ontology annotation, biological process: rRNA transcription. The record is from RefSeq and is a predicted model, not a curated record. The coding region runs from base 93 to 503 and encodes 136 amino acids. Gene Ontology annotation, cellular component: nucleosome. Gene Ontology annotation, molecular function: structural constituent of chromatin; DNA binding; protein heterodimerization activity. The transcript has 4 exons. Lineage: Eukaryota; Fungi; Ascomycota; Sordariomycetes; Glomerellales; Plectosphaerellaceae.